ACUCAACGGUGGUCAAUAAAUAGUGUAGCUAAUUCAACAGUGUAAUGCUGUAUUUUUUUAAUGUUAAUGGAUUUGUAUGUUUUUAUUGCAAACUUUGAAUACUCCGGCUACUUUCAAUACUUUAGACAGACUGCAGGGGCCACCGACUACAGUACCCAUACUGCAUUUCUUUAAAUCCAGGGCGAGGGGAGAGGUGAGCGACCCAAACAGGGGUGGUGUGGAUCCAAUGAUGUGUAUACGUACCAUUUGAGUGGAACAAGCAACAGUGAAGCGUGCGUUUUGAUAUGUCGGACCCAGCGGCACAGGCCUUGCAACCCCGGCUACAUCAAGCUCAGUCUGGUGGGACUGCUGGGUCUAACGCUGCUGCGGUGGGAUCUGGAUCGGGGAACAGUGACCCAGUCAGACCAGGUCUUAGCCAACAACAGCGGGCGAGUCAGAAAAAAGCCCAAGUCAGAGCUUUUCCACGGGCGAAAAAGCUCGAGAAACUCGGCGUCUUCUCCGCUUGCAAGGCUAGUGACACAUGCAAGUGCAAUGGCUGGAAGAACCCACAACCGCCGACUGCCACCCGAAGUAUGGAUUUACAGCAACAAGCGGCCAGCCUUAGCGAGUCCUGCCGCAGCUGCGGGCAUGCCCUGGCGGCCCAUGUGUCCCACCUGGAGAACGUGUCCGAGGAGGAGAUCAACAGGCUGCUGGGCAUGGUGGUGGAUGUGGAAAACCUCUUCAUGUCUGUGCACAAGGAGGAGGACACGGACACCAAGCAGGUCUACUUCUACCUCUUCAAGCUGCUGAGAAAAUGCAUCUUGCAGAUGAGUCAGCCGAUAGUGGAGGGAUCAUUGGGGAGUCCCCCCUUUCAGAAGCCCAACAUUGAGCAGGGAGUGUUGAACUUCGUUCAGUACAAAUUCAGCCACCUGGCACCCAGAGAGAGGCAGACGAUGUUUGAGCUCUCCAAGAUGUUCCUCCUGUGCCUCAACUACUGGAAGCUGGAGACUCCCACACAGUUCCGCCAGCGGUCCCAGAAGGAUGAUGGCACAGCCUACAAAGUGGACUACACCAGGUGGCUAUGCUACUGCCAUGUCCCCCAGAGUAACGACAGCCUGCCGCGCUAUGAGACCACCCAGGUGUUUGGCCGCAGUCUGCUGAAGUCAAUCUUCACCGUGACGCGCCGCCAGCUCCUGGAGAAGUUCCGAGUGGAGAAGGACAAGCUCCUACCAGAGAAACGCACACUCAUCCUCACACACUUUCCCAAGUUUCUGUCUAUGCUAGAGGAGGAGAUCUAUGGGGAAAACUCUCCCAUCUGGGAGGCUGACUUCACCAUGCCUGCCUCCGAGGGGGGCCAGCUGGGUCACCAGUUAGUGAUCAGCCCUGCUGCAGUGUCGGGCUCGCCCUCCUUCUCUAAGGGCAUGAACAGUGGCUCUUCGCUAGGCAGUCUGGGGCUGGACUCUGGCGUGGCCGAGCCCGUAACAGGAGAGAAGAGGAAGCUUCCAGAAGUUCUGACCCUGGAGGACGCUAAGAGGAUCAGAGUGAUGGGAGACAUCCCGAUGGAGUUGGUCAACGAGGUCAUGAUGACCGUCACUGACCCGGCUGCCAUGUUGGGCCCAGAAACGAGUCUGCUGUCUGCCAAUGCUGCUCGUGAUGAGACAGCCAGGUUAGAGGAGAGGCGGGGCAUCAUAGAGUUCCAUGUCAUAGGGAACUCUCUUUCCCAGAAGUCCAACAAGAAGAUUCUGAUGUGGCUGGUGGGCUUGCAGAACGUCUUCUCCCACCAGCUGCCUCGCAUGCCCAAAGAGUACAUCACACGUCUAGUGUUUGACCCGAAGCACAAGACUCUGGCCCUAAUCAAAGAUGGCCGUGUCAUCGGGGGGAUCUGUUUCAGGAUGUUCCCCACCCAGGGCUUCACUGAGAUCGUCUUCUGUGCCGUCACAUCCAACGAGCAAGUCAAGGGCUACGGUACUCACCUGAUGAACCACCUAAAGGAGUACCACAUCAAGCACAGCAUCCUGUACUUCCUCACCUACGCUGAUGAGUACGCCAUUGGCUACUUCAAGAAGCAGGGUUUUUCCAAAGACAUCAAAGUGACUAAGAGUCGUUACCUUGGUUACAUCAAGGACUAUGAGGGGGCUACCCUCAUGGAGUGUGAGCUAAAUCCCAGAAUCCCCUACACAGAGCUCUCUCAUAUCAUCAAGAGGCAGAAAGAGAUCAUUAAGAAGCUGAUUGAGAGGAAGCAGAGCCAGAUCAGGAAGGUAUACCCAGGACUCACCUGCUUCAAAGAGGGGGUACGUCAGAUCCCUGUGGAGAGCAUCCCUGGCAUCAGAGAGACAGGCUGGAAGCCCAGUGCAAAGGAGAAAGUGAAAGAGUUGAAAGACCCUGACGUGUUGUACAACAUGCUGAAGAAUCUCCUGGCCCAGGUCAAGACUCACCCUGAUGCCUGGCCCUUCAUGGAGCCUGUGAAAAAGACUGAGGCUCCAGACUACUACGAGAUCAUACGCUUCCCCAUUGAUCUGAAGACCAUGACGGAGAGGCUGAAGAACAGAUACUAUGUGACCAAGAAGCUGUUCAUAGCAGACCUGCAGCGCGUCAUUACCAACUGCCGUGAAUACAACCCCCCGGACAGCGAGUACUGCAAGUGUGCCAACACACUGGAGAAGUUCUUCUACUUUAAGCUGAAGGAAGGGGGCUUGAUCGAGAAGUGAAGCUCGGGUCACAGGUCACCAUGCACAGCGGCCCCACUGCGGAACAGCAGGAAGGAGCGCUCGUGGACACUCACUCACACACACUGUCUUGUGAUGACAUAGUCAGGGGGUCAUUGCUAGCCAUAUUCCAACCCUUUUUCCCUCGUCUUUUCUUUUAGGAAGCCUUUAUUAAUGGCAGCGCGUGUUUAUGCAUGUUAUAUUUAUAUUACUGGUGGGUGAAGGGAACUGUGGGUGUGUAACAACAACAUUUGGAGGUAAUUGGAAAGGCUCUAUGGGCGAGUUAAGUUUGUUAAUGUGUCGAAAUGACUCCAUCAAUCCCUCCCUCCCUCUCUCCCUCUCCGUUUUGUCUCCCUCUAUCCCUGUCUCACUACCCUCUGUAGUAUAGCAUCUCUCUGUGUGUUGCUGUCUCAUUCUGGUGUCAUUCUUGCUCCAAGUGACUCAUAGAAGGAGCUGUAACGUAUUCCUGUACCAAAACGACUGGUCCCACAGCAGAUCAUGUCAAACUCUCCGCAUAGGUAACGUUCAAAUUGUAGGAUGGCAUUUUCACGGAAGUGUUUCUCAAUCGGAUAAAGUAAUGCCCGCUUAGACAUUCACACUCACAGCUCCCUCCAGAUGGGAGUUGUAUUUUUGGUACUGACGUGGAGACGUGAGUAGGCUGGACUUGGGGACCUACGCCGUUGUUGCCUUCCUGUACUGACAUACACUUGAAACGAGGCCAGUAGACUCGGAGGGUAGAAAUACAAUGUGCCCUUCAGUUAGAAGACGAGACCUGUUCAGACUCGCAUUGUCAAAGUCAGGUUGCAGUCACAGAUGAUGUCCACGUUCCAGGCUGACUACAUCGCAGACGCCUGCCACACCUCACAAGGCCCGGAUAGGUAUUUAGCAAUAAUUUAACCACAUCAUGUAACAGGACACGCUAACCAUUGGUUGAUACAAUGCAACAACUGAAAUGUAGUCAGCCUGAAGCGUGACCAUAGAUGUCCCUGUCUGACAUUGCAUUAUGUUGGAUUUGGCAUCAUGUGAUUGGUCAGUAGAAAAACGUGCAACUCUCCUAUACGUUUCAUCUUUCUGGUUGCCCUCGAAUAAUGUCCCCACAACUACUGUAUGUUGAACUUUAUAUUUAUUUAUUAUUUCACCUGAACAGUAUAAUGGAAACCUACCACUACAUUUGAAGAUACUUAGGCCUAAUGUUAUUGUAGUCGUCACUACUGUUCUUGUCCCAUUCUCUUCUGGGCCAGUAUGGCCAUGUCACUGAUCUCAAACAUGGUUGUUUUUCUUGGGGAAACAUCAGAGAUGGCGUAGUAGUCUGUCAUUGGUGUUUUAAUGGUGUUGUCUGAUCUGAGGGUAUUCUCUGGAAUCCCAGACCAAGGGCAACAGCAGGAGUGUUGUUAAUGCGGGAGCCAACCCGUCUGCCUAGGGAGGCUACUCUGAGGGUUACUGGCCACCCUUUUGUUUAGGUUUCUGUUCGUUCUAGAAAUAACCUGUUUUUGAUGGAAGCACAGGAUCCAACCACAGUGGUAAACAUGACCGUUCGGUUUGUCAGUAUUUCGCUGAAAGGCCAUAGAGCCCUGUCAAUACAGUAUGUAGGUGUUUCACAGCACUUACCCUCCCUGCUGUGUUUGUCUCUUCUAUGGUGGAUAUGCAUUGUGUUAUUAUGAUAAUGGCAGACAAACACACACAAAAAAAGUGUCCGGUUUGGUGUUCACUCCAUACUCACAAGCAGUAUCGCAUGAUGGAGAACUAUAAUCUGCAUCAAUUUCUGUUGUUUUUACUGAGAUAGCCACGGCUAUUCACACAAACCUACUUCUUGGUCAUGGUCGGUGUCUGAUUGUCUGCCUUUUGAGAGGCCUUUGGUUCUCUGCUAUUUUGUCAAACGUUUUGGGGAAAAUGACUGGUCUGUGCUGGGUGGUUGAGUAUUCCACUGAACUGUUGUGUGUGUGUGUGUGUGUUUGUUCUUGAAUCAUGACUAGCUUUGAGCAACUAAAGUGAUGUCAAUGUUUCGUUAUUCAGGGUUGUCAGUUAUGUAUCUCUCAAUCUACCUAUGUAUGCUGCAUAAAGAUUCUGAAAAUAAUGUGUGAGUGAAAUGUUAAAAUAUUAGGACUGCUACAGUUUCUUCUAGUUCUAUGGUUUGAAGAGCUCUUUACUGUAAUACUGUUCAUGAAAAUAAAGUUUUUAUAGUCAAAUA
Salvelinus fontinalis (brook trout) is the source of this 4872-nucleotide messenger RNA. Its product is annotated as histone acetyltransferase KAT2A-like. Lineage: Eukaryota; Metazoa; Chordata; Actinopteri; Salmoniformes; Salmonidae. The coding region runs from base 285 to 2687 and encodes 800 amino acids. Gene Ontology annotation, molecular function: protein binding; histone H3 acetyltransferase activity. The transcript is spliced from 18 exons. The record is from RefSeq and is a predicted model, not a curated record. Gene Ontology annotation, cellular component: nucleus; histone acetyltransferase complex. Gene Ontology annotation, biological process: chromatin remodeling; positive regulation of transcription by RNA polymerase II.